UAUUGGUGCUGUCAUAUUUUAGUUUCUGCUGUGAAAUUUUACCAAUGAAAUUCUCAUUCAAAUCAUGUUAAUAUUUUAAGUAAUAAAUUUACACAAUCCUACAAUUUCAUUGACUAAAAUGAUGAUUUACUCUCAUAAUUGCAUUUACAUGCAUUAAGGACUUUCCUUGCAUCUUAAAUUCCAAAUAGGCUGUAUAUAUGUUCAGACUCUCUACCUAUAAAUUAUAGACAUAUAUACCUGCACUUCUCUUUUCCUUGUUAAUCAUUUUAAGAUAAGAUGAACACUUCAUCUCAAUUUCUCUUCCUUUCACUCAUUAUAAUUUGGUUCAUAUCUCUUACAGCUAUUAUUGGAGCUAAUACUAUUCACCCCGACGAAAAGAAAGUUCUUGAAGUUAUAGCUAAAUCACUUGGUAAGAAAGAUUGGAACUUCGACACUGAUCCAUGCAGCAACAAACCUAACUGGGCUACACCUACGCCUCCAGGUCACAGAUUGCAACUCGUAGUGAACAAUGUCACCUGCAACUGCAGUGUUGCUGGUGACAACUUCUGCCAUGUUGUUUCAAUAACUUUGAAAGGGCAAAAUCUUCCCGGCACUCUCCCACCAGAACUGACCAGGUUGCAAUACCUUCAAUUUAUCGACCUCUCUCGCAAUUUCUUGAACGGUACGAUUCCUAAAGAAUGGGGCUCCAUGAUGAAUAUUCGUAACAUUAGUCUCCCCAGCAACCGAUUAACGGGUUCAAUACCAGUGGAGAUCGCAAAUAUAUCUACUCUGAUACAAUUGGAUUUAACGGCCAAUCAAAUGUCGGAAAAUAUUCCUCAUGAGCUUGGGAAUCUAAGCCAGAUACGAACACUGAAACUUUCCUCUAACAAUUUUACCGGAGAACUACCUGCGACAUUGGCAAAGCUCACCACAUUGCAAGAUUUCCAAAUUUCGGACAACCAGCUCUCUGGAAAGAUACCUGAUUUUAUUCAGAAUUGGACAAAUAUCAAUACAUUAAUCAUUCAAGGGAGUGGAUUAAGCGGGCCAAUUCCUUCCGAAAUUUCACUUUUGAGUAACUUAACUGACUUGAGAAUUAGUGAUUUGAAUGGAUUAGAAUAUGCCCCUUUGCCGCAACUUGAUAAUAUGCCUUCGUUAAAAAAUUUGAUUCUGAGGAACUGCAACAUCAACGGGAAACUGAAUGAUUAUCUUGCGAAUAUAACAACAUUAAAACACUUAGACCUCAGCUUUAACAACUUAAGUGGAACGAUUCCGAGUACCUAUGCUGAAGUGAGCGGUGCUAAAUUCAUAUUUUUAACUGGAAACCUUCUCACUGGAUCGGUGCCUGCUUGGAAAAAGAACAUCGACGUAGAUAUUUCAUACAAUAACUUAAGCAACAGCCAAGGGAGUCAGAUAUGUCAAAGUGAUAAACUGAACUUGUUUUCUCCUUCAUUGGCACACAAUGACAUAGGAACAGUUUCAUGUUUGAGCGGUUGCCCCAAACCCUUGUACUCCCUUUUUAUAAAUUGUGGUGGAAAGCAAGCAAUAGUCAACAAAAAAAGUUAUGAUGAUGAUUCAGAUUCAUCUGGAGCAGCUAAAUUCCAUGUCAGUCCAACAGGAAAUUGGGCAUUUAGUACAACUGGUAUAUUCAUUGAUGGUGAUCAACUUGGAGAAACUUAUUCCCCACCAAAUUUAAAUACACUUACUAUGGCGGACACUGAAUUGUACAUGGAUGCACGUGUUUCUCCUAUUUCGUUGACUUAUUACGGGUUUUGCCUGGCAAAUGGAAGCUACACUGUAAAUCUACAUUUUGCUGAAAUAAUGUUCACCGAAGAUCAAACUUAUGGUAGUCUUGGAAGACGUCUAUUUGAUAUCUACCUUCAGGGAAAUCUGGUGCAAAAGGACUUCAAUAUUGCAAAUGAAGCAGGAGGAGUUGGUAAGAAAGUCGUAAAGCUAUUCAAAGAUGUCAUUGUUACUAGUAAUACCUUGGAGAUCCGCCUGUAUUGGGCUGGAAAAGGGACACAGUCUCUCCCAAAUAGAUCAGUAUAUGGUCCUCUUAUAUCCGCUAUAUCAGUGGAAUCUGACCAUCCACCUGGAACCAUAUCUGCAGGAGCUGUGGCUGGAAUUGUGGUUGCAGCCACAAUUGCUAUAAUUCUAGUAUUUGUUAUACUUUGGUGGAAAGGAUGUUUCGGAAAGAAAAACUCAUUAGCAAGAGAACUAAAUAGUUUAGAUGUACAGACGGGUAUAUUUACCUUACGACAAAUCAAAGCAGCGACAAAUAACUUUGAUAUUUCCAAUAAGAUUGGGGAAGGAGGAUUCGGUCCUGUGUACAAGGGAAGUUUACCAAAUGGGACAUUGAUAGCAGUGAAGCAACUUUCUUCUAAAUCAAAGCAAGGGAAUCGUGAGUUUUUAAACGAGAUAGGCAUGAUUUCUGCUUUGCAACACCCUUAUCUUGUUAGACUCCACGGUUGUUGUGUGGAGGGAGAUCAGUUGUUGCUGGUAUACGAAUACUUGGAAAACAAUAGUCUUGCUCGUGCUUUAUUUGGUCCAGAGGAACACCAAAUAAAAUUAGAUUGGUCAACAAGGAAGAAGAUCUGUGUUGGUAUCGCUAGAGGUUUGGCAUACCUGCAUGAAGAAUCAAGACUGAAGGUUGUUCACAGGGACAUCAAGGCUACCAAUGUGUUGCUUGAUGCGAAUCUCGACCCAAAGAUAUCUGAUUUUGGUUUGGCCAAGCUUGAUGAGGAGGAGAAUACUCACAUUAGCACAAGAAUUGCUGGGACAUAUGGAUAUAUGGCUCCUGAAUAUGCAAUGCAUGGUUAUUUGACGGAUAAAGCAGAUGUUUAUAGUUUUGGAAUUGUUGCUUUGGAAAUCGUUAGUGGAAAGAGCAACACCAUGUAUCGGUCAAAGGAGGAAGCAUUCUAUCUUCUUGAUUGGGCACAUUUGUUGAAAGAGAGAGGUGACCUAAUGGAACUAGUUGAUAGAAGAUUAGGUUUAGAUUUCAACAAAAAGGAAGCUAUGGUGAUGAUCAAUGUUGCUCUCCUAUGCACCAACCUCACUUCAAACCUUAGGCCAUCGAUGUCGUCCGUGGUAAGUAUGCUUGAAGGAAAUACCGUGGUUCCAGAAUUUGUUUCAGAUUCAAGUGAAGUAAUGGAUGAGAAAAAGUUGGAAGCAAUGAGACAGUAUUACUAUCAGAUUGAAGAAAAUAAGACAAGUAAAUCACAAACACAAACUCAAAGUUUAUUAACUGAUGGGCCAUGGACUGCUUCAUCUUCAUCAGCUGCGGACCUUUAUCCUGUCCGCCUUGAUUCUUCUUAUUGGGAGAAAAGAAAUUAAGAUUGUUUGUUGAAAAAUAAUUGCAUCUGCUGCUUGAAGUCCUCCCAUUAUCAUGUGAAGAAACCAUGAUAUCUUAAACUCAGUUUUGAAUUCUAUUACACUGUUCUUUGUAAAAGAAAAUGGUGUGUUGUUGAGAAUUUAGCUUAAACUCAGUUUAACAAAAACACCAUGAUAUCUUAAACUCAGUUUUGAAUUCUAUUACACUGUUCUUUGUAAAAGAAAAUGGUGUUUUUGUUGAGAA
Molecule: messenger RNA, 3550 nt
Organism: Medicago truncatula (barrel medic)
Lineage: Eukaryota; Viridiplantae; Streptophyta; Magnoliopsida; Fabales; Fabaceae
Product: probable leucine-rich repeat receptor-like serine/threonine-protein kinase At3g14840
Exons: 24
Coding region: 277-3309 (1010 amino acids)
Biological process (GO): protein phosphorylation
Molecular function (GO): protein binding; ATP binding; protein kinase activity
Source: RefSeq, a predicted model, not a curated record